UGCUAUGAACAUGUCAAAUUGUGUAUUGUGUCUUACAAAGUCACGGGACGCUUUUUUUUUAUGGAAUUGUUUGCCCGUCUCGUCAAGCGUCUCAUGAUCCCGAUCUAGUCCAAGCUUUAUCGAUGUUUUCACGAAUAAUACUGAUUUACAACCUGUAUUUUUGUUUUCUGUCGAUCAUACUAAUUUUUAGCUCCAUUUUGAGACCGAUUUUAGCUUUUAACUCUCUGUAUUUAUUGAGAUAUACGAGUUCCAAGUAGUCUUCACCGUUCAACACGAUGUACUUCGGGUAGCGAGUGACGUCACAAGUACUGGGUCGCGCGCUCCUAUUCUAUUUAAGCUACUGGGUUAACCUAUCAUACUCAGUUGGGCAUUAAGAUCUUUACCAACCAGUCGUAAGAAAUGUACUCCAAUCAGGAGAAACGGUUUACAUGUCGUACAUGUGGAGACAUGCACUUUACUACUAAGGGUAAAUGUAGAGCUCACCUAAUUGAACAGCACUCAAAGAUAAACUUUAAAUGUACAAGGUGUGGUAAAGUGUUUUUGAGAAACACACCAGGUCAGUCGUGUCAUACAAGAAGGGAAGACUUCAUUCGAUUUCAUACAACCACUGGCCAACGUGGGGCUGAGGCCGAAGCCUGUCUUCAAGACUUUAUUAAAAAGAUAGAUGAAUUAAUAAUUGAUAAUAGAUACAACAAAGAAAAUCAUUCGCCCACAAAAAGAAUUGCAACAAGACCACAAUUAUACAUUAGAAAAAGAAAAAAUGACUUUGUAACACCAAAUGAAAAAAGAGUAAGAAGUAAAUCACCAUCAUCAUCAAGGUCGUCAUCAUCAUCUUCUGCAACAUCAACAACAUCUUCGUCAUCAUCAUCUUCUACGUCAUCUUCCACACGCUCUUCUGAAAUAGAAAUGGCGACAUUAGAAGCCCUUGUUGUGGGAGAGAUUUGUGAUGAGAAUAAUACAAUUGAAAUCAGUGAAAGAGAAAAACAAAGAAGAAAAAGAGAAAAUGAAAGAAGGAUUAGUGAAAUGAGGCAAAAGGAAAGGGAAGAAAUAAGAAUGGCUACAGACGUGAUAGAAAAAGAAUUAAGAACAGAUGAAAGAGAGGAAAAUGAACAAAAAGAGAAGGAGAAAAGAGAAAAGUUGGAAAAAGAGAGGUUAGAAAAAGAAAGACUUGAAAAUGAAAGAAAAGAAAGGCUAGAAAAUGAUAGGUUGGAGAGAGAAAGACUUGAAAAUGAAAGAAAAGAAAAAGAAAGGCUAGAAAAUGAAAAGUUGGACAGAGAAAGAAAAGAAAAAGAAAGAAUAGAAAAUGAAAAGUUGGAGAGAGAAAGAGAAGAAAAAGAAAGAAUAGAAAAUGAAAAGUUGGAGAGAGAAAGAGAAGAAAAAGAAAGGCUAGAAAAUGAAAGAAGAGAAAAAGAAGAAAAAGAAAGGCUAGAUAAUGAACAAAAAGAGAAGGAGAAAAGAGAAAAAUUGGAGAGAGAAAGAAAAGAGAAAAUUAUGACAAAGAAAAGAGUAGAAAAAACAGUUGAAAAUAAGGAAACAGAAAAAACAGAAAAAGAAAUGAAGAAGAAACUCGAGGAAAUUAAACACCAAGAAAUAAUAAUUUUGAAUGUAGGAGGUAUAAAAUAUUCUACAACAAGAGGAACGCUAUGUGCGGAAGAAAGCUUGCUGAAAAAUAUCGCAAUACAGAUUGAUAAUGAAGAAAUAUAUAUUGAUCGGGACAGUAAAAAUUUCAGGACAAUACUUCAACAUCUCCGAUAUACCCGACAAGGUGAACUUACACCAGCUUCUCUGUUACCAAACAACAAAAUAGAACUGAAAGAACUAAUUCUUGAGUGUAAAUAUUAUGGUCUACUAAAAUUGUUGAAAAUAGCUACAGAAAAAAGAGAAAAACUAAUCGGACUAUUUUGAAAUUAAUAAAAGAUAAGUCAUAUCCAGAUAUCAUCAUCAAGUAACAGAAGUAAAUAUCAGAAAUUGAAUUAAAUAAAAAGAAAUGUCAUGUUAAUUAAUACAUGUAAACACCAAAGAAAAUAUCAGAAAAUGAAUUA
Molecule: messenger RNA, 2042 nt
Organism: Ruditapes philippinarum (Manila clam)
Lineage: Eukaryota; Metazoa; Mollusca; Bivalvia; Venerida; Veneridae
Product: trichohyalin-like
Exons: 2
Coding region: 400-1905 (501 amino acids)
Biological process (GO): protein homooligomerization
Molecular function (GO): protein binding
Source: RefSeq, a predicted model, not a curated record